AUAUUCUACUGUAUUUAGACAUAUAUAUCACUCUCUUAUUCUAAACACAAGCUGCACUAGUUUAUUAUUUUGAAGUUCUUUCUUUUUGUAUUACUGAAAGUUAAUUUUGCAUAAAUAUGGUAAUUGGAGGGUAGUUUUGAAUUUUUUUUCAUUUAUCUCCACAAGUUGCACAAUUUUAUUUAUAGAAUAUGAUCCUCUUCCUCUCUGUCAGAAAUUGCCGAUGUUAUAUAAGAUCCCUCUUUCUGCUGCAAAUCUAAGCAAGUCCAACCGUGAAAAAGUUUUACAAGAGACUUCACUCCUCCUUCAGUGGCUCUUCCAUUUUUAAUAAAAAAGGUUUAGUGUCGAGGAUGGAUCCAGGACAUUGCAUUUACAAAGUAUCAAAGUCAAUUCGGAAUGUGAAACCCCAAGCCUAUAGACCUCAGGUGGUCCUCAUCGGUCUGCAUAAUCGUUCUAUAAAACAGACUGCUAACGACGGUGCUGGAACGAGUAGUGAUCAAGGGCAAACCAACAAAACAAAACAAAAGUAUGUGAACAUGGAGAAACAAAAGAAGACAUACUUAAAAUCUUUCACAGAAAAAGUGGGGCCAAAGUCUAUUCAGGAUAUGAAGGAAAUCAUAAUAGCAGAAGAAAAAAAUAUUCGGGGAAGCUAUGAGAUAUCGACCGAGUGGGUACCACCUGAAUCCUUCGUGGACCAUAUCCUAGAGGAUUCAGUUUUCAUCAUGGAAUUCAUUAUCACGCAUGGUGAAAACUCACAUGACACUAAGCACACUGCAGAUGUGAAACAAGAUCUCAUGUUGCUUGAGAAUCAACUUCCGUUUUUCAUUUUCCAGAAACUGUUCGGUUCACAUAUGGAGAAAUUGGGUAUAAUGGGGACGGUUGAACAAUUCAUCCUGAACUUCUUUUCCCUGAAGAUAAAAAAGAAAACAAACUUCAGGCAUUUCACAGACAUGUUCCGGUGUGUUUAUGAGGAAUCUCUUGAGGAAACUCCAAAUCUGAACGACUUGACUGGUGAAGCUAUUGGGGAGAUGGCGAACGCGGAUAACCUGUCCCGUGCAGGAGUGAAAUUCAAGACACCCAGUCAAUGGAAAUCGUCAGAACGAGACAGAUCUCACAGCGGUAAUUUACAGCCGAUGACAUCGAUCUCCAGCGGAAAGGAGACGGAUGAUUAUUCGCUGCAUGUGUCAUUUAAAGAAGGUUGCUUAGUAAUGUCGAGUUUCCGUGCGGACGAAGCUUCUGAAACCAUUCUAAGAAAUGUCAUUGCAUUUGAACAGUCCCAUGGUGCUGUAAACCCCUUUACAUCUAACUACAUAAAUUUCAUAAACUUAUUAAUUACUAACGAAAGAGACGUUGAGGUACUCACGGCAGAAGGGGUACUAAGAAACCGUAUGGGUAGUCCAAACUUGGUGGUGCAGAUGAUAAACGAUUUAAACCGUGGCCUGAAGGAACCGACAAGUUCGCAAUACCGCAGCAUAGCCAUGAAUCUCAAAGCUCACUAUAAAUCUCGGAGAAAUAGGUAUUGGGCCACUCUCAGCAAAGUGUACUUCCCCGACUUGUUGACCGGAACAGCUACAUGUGCAGCCGUGUUUCUCUUGUUUUUGACUCUGAUUGGGACGGUGGCUUCUGUAAUCCAAGCUUACAAAAGCUUCGAGUCAGUGCCACCGACCAUAAUAUAUAUGACAUCUAAAGCUGACCAAAGAAAGGAUGCCCCUUAAACUGGAGGAGAUGAGGUUCGGAAUCUUCAUCCACAAGACACAUGAACUCUUUCAAGCCACUAUAUAUUAAUUUAAAUUGAUGUCCUUAAAUUUUCUUUAAAGAAAAUAAAUAAAUAUGGCGCCUUGCUUCGAGUAACUUCUCUAUCUUCUGCUUGUUUCCGAGUCUUCCUUUUUUAAGUAUUCAUGUAUUUUGGUGGUUGGUUGUUUAUUUUUGUAGAAGACAAUUGUGUUUUAAAUCUAUGCAGUUUCUACGUUA
This is a messenger RNA of Brassica napus (rape), 1968 nucleotides long. RefSeq names its product UPF0481 protein At3g47200. The record is from RefSeq and is a predicted model, not a curated record. Bases 348 to 1712 code for a protein of 454 amino acids. The transcript has 5 exons. NCBI's taxonomy places the organism in Eukaryota, Viridiplantae, Streptophyta, Magnoliopsida, Brassicales, Brassicaceae.